AGCUUCUGUAAGAGAGGGAAAGGCGCAGGGUGAGGGCGGGUCCGCGCGUCCUCAGAGCCCGCUGGAGGCGCGGAGCUGCCACCCGCAGACUUCUCCCGCUCACGGCUCGCAAAGAGCGUGAUUCCGAGAGCCUGAGACUGACGCCCGACCUUGAAACCAGAGAAGACUUCCUUAGCCUUUCGGAUCGCACUUGAGGCUAGAGGCAUGGGUCCUGUGAGGCGUUGGGGCAGCCCCUGCCUUUUCCCCUUGCAGCUCUUCAGCCUCUGCUGGGUGCUCUCAGUGGCCCAGAGCAAAACAGUCCGAUACAGCACCUUCGAGGAGGAUGCCCCCGGCACGGUCAUCGGGACCCUGGCCGAGGACCUGCAUAUGAAAGUAUCGGGUGACACAAGCUUCCGCCUGAUGAAGCAAUUCAACAGCUCUCUGCUCCGGGUGCGCGAAGGCGACGGGCAGCUGACCGUCGGGGACGCCGGACUGGACCGCGAGCGGCUGUGUGGCCAGGCCCCGCAGUGCGUGCUGGCCUUCGAUGUGGUCAGCUUCUCGCAGGAGCAGUUCCGGCUGGUGCACGUGGAGGUGGAGGUGAGGGACGUCAACGACCACGCGCCGCGCUUCCCCCGGGCCCAGAUCCCGGUAGAGGUGUCCGAGGGUGCGGCCGUGGGCACGCGCAUCCCCUUGGAGGUGCCGGUGGACGAGGACGUGGGCGCCAACGGGCUGCAGACCGUGCGCCUGGCCGAGCCGCACAGCCCCUUUCGCGUGGAGCUGCAGACGCGAGCGGACGGCGCUCAGUGCGCGGACCUGGUGCUGCUGCAGGAGCUGGACCGCGAGAGCCAGGCCGCCUACAGCCUGGAGCUGGUGGCCCAGGACGGCGGCCGCCCGCCGCGCUCCGCCACUGCUGCCCUCAGUGUGCGCGUCCUGGAUGCGAAUGACCACAGCCCGGCCUUCCCUCAGGGCGCCGUGGCCGAAGUGGAGCUGGCGGAAGACGCGCCCGUGGGCUCCCUGCUUCUCGACCUGGACGCAGCCGACCCCGACGAGGGCCCUAACGGCGACGUGGUGUUCGCUUUUGGCGCCCGCACCCCGCCGGAGGCGCGCCGCCUCUUUCGGCUUGACCCGCGAUCGGGCCGCCUCACCCUGGCCGGGCCGGUGGACUACGAGCGUCAGGACACCUACGAGCUGGACGUGCGGGCGCAGGACCGCGGACCCGGGCCCCGCGCUGCCACCUGCAAAGUCAUCGUGCGCAUCCGCGACGUCAAUGACAACGCACCCGACAUCGCCAUCACCCCGCUGGCCGCCCCAGGCGCGCCGGCCGCCUCACCCUUCGCCGCUGCCGCCGCCGCCGCUGCGCUCGGGGGAGCGGACGCUAGCUCGCCGGCGGGAGCCGGGACGCCCGAGGCUGGCGCCACUUCGCUGGUGCCGGAGGGGGCGGCGCGCGAGAGCCUGGUGGCCCUGGUCAGCACCUCGGACAGGGACUCGGGCGCCAACGGGCAGGUGCGCUGCGCCCUCUAUGGGCACGAGCACUUCCGGCUGCAGCCGGCCUACGCGGGCAGCUACCUGGUGGUGACCGCGGCGUCGCUGGACCGCGAACGCAUCGCCGAGUACAACUUGACGCUGGUGGCCGAGGAUCGCGGCGCGCCCCCGCUGCGCACCGUGCGGCCCUACACGGUGCGUGUGGGCGACGAGAACGACAACGCGCCGCUCUUCACGCAGCCGGUCUAUGAGGUGUCGGUGCGCGAGAACAACCCGCCAGGCGCCUACCUGGCCACGGUGGCCGCCCGGGACCGGGACCUGGGCCGCAACGGCCAGGUCACCUACCGGCUGCUGGAGGCCGAGGUAGGCCGCGCCGGGGGCGCUGUGUCCACUUAUGUCUCGGUGGACCCGGCUACCGGAGCUAUCUACGCGCUGCGCAGUUUCGACUAUGAGACGCUGCGCCAACUCGACGUUCGCAUCCAAGCUAGCGACGGCGGCUCCCCUCAGCUUUCCAGCAGCGCCCUAGUGCAAGUGCGCGUGCUGGACCAGAACGACCAUGCGCCGGUCCUGGUGCACCCGGCGCCAGCCAAUGGCUCCCUAGAAGUGGCGGUGCCUGGGCGCACCGCAAAGGACACCGUUGUGGCCCGUGUGCAGGCCCGGGAUGCAGACGAGGGAGCCAACGGGGAGCUGGCGUUCGAGCUGCAGCAGCAGGAGCCGCGCGAAGCCUUCGCUAUCAGCCGCCGCACGGGGGAGAUACUGCUCACCGGCGACCUCUCGCAGGAGCUACCUGGCCGCGUGUUCAGGGCGCUCCUGGUCAUAUCCGACGGUGGCCGUCCCCCGCUCACCACCACCGCAACUGUCAGCUUCGUGGUAACAGCAGGGGGCGGGCGUGGGCCGGCUGCGCCUGCCAGUGCGGGAAGCCCCGAGCGUUCCCGCCCGCCUGGCUCUCGGCUCGGGGCGUCUGGGUCGGCGCUGCAAUGGGACACGCCGCUGAUCGUCAUCAUCGUGCUGGCCGGGAGCUGCACGCUGCUGCUGGCCGCCAUCAUCGCCAUCGCCACCACCUGCAACCGCCGCAAGAAGGAGGUGCGCAAAGGGGGGGCCCUCCGGGAAGAGCGGCCCGGGGCGGCGGGCGGCGGAGCCUCGGCUCACGGCUCCCCGGAGGAGGCCGCCCGGGGAGCCGGGCCCAGGCCCAACAUGUUCGACGUGCUCACCUUCCCUGGCACCGGCAAAGCGCCCUUUGGCAGCCCCGCGGCGGACGCGCCUCCGCCUGCGGUCGCCGCGGCCGAAGUGCCGGGCUCAGAGGGCGGCAGCGCCACUGGGGAAAGCGCCUGUCACUUCGAAGGGCAGCAGCGGCUCCGCGGCGCGCACGCCGAGCCCUACGGUGCCUCCCCGGGUUUUGGAAAGGAGCCGGCGCCCCCUGUGGCGGUGUGGAAAGGACACUCAUUCAACACCAUUUCUGGCAGAGAAGCAGAGAAGUUCAGCGGCAAAGACAGCGGUAAAGGGGACAGUGAUUUCAACGACAGCGAUUCCGACAUCAGCGGGGACGCUCUGAAAAAGGAUCUCAUCAACCACAUGCAGAGUGGACUGUGGGCGUGCACCGCUGAGUGUAAGAUCCUGGGCCACUCUGACCGCUGCUGGAGCCCAUCCUGCAGCGGGCCCAACGCACAUCCGUCGCCUCACCCACCAGCCCAGAUGUCAACCUUCUGUAAGAGCACGUCCCUGCCUCGGGAUCCUCUGCGCAGGGACCAUUACUAUCAGGCCCAGCUGCCCAAGACAGUGGGGCUGCAGAGCGUCUAUGAGAAAGUACUGCACAGAGACUAUGACAGGACAGCCACUCUGCUCUCCCCUCCCCGUCCAGGGAGGCUCCCAGACCUGCAGGAGAUUGGGGUACCCCUCUACCAGUCCCCUCCUGGCAGGUACCUGUCCCCGAAGAAGGGAGCCAAUGAAAAUGUGUAAUCCCAUGCUGCAUGUCUUCACACAUAUACAGGUCACUCCGAGAAGCCCCUAAGUUAUUGACCGGUUUCAGUGUUGUAUAUAUAAAUAUGCAAGAUGUGCCUUAAAAUGAAGUUGUUGGAAGCUAUUUCCAAUCACAUUGGUACUGUUUGGUAUUUGCAAACAAAAAUGUAGUUAAUGUAAUUUUUAUGAAAUGUGUGCAGUAUUUAAUUUUUCUUAUCAUGCUAUUGACUUUAAUUUCACUUGCGGCUUGCCAUUUUCUUAGUGUUUUUAACCUGUACAUUGUGUAAUGUAAUGUUUGUAUAUAAUGAAAUUUUGUUAUAUUUUUAUAUAAUAAAAGCUAAAGUGGAAGUUAUUGCCAAAGGAACUGUCUGCAAGACAAAAAACAAAACAUGUUGGAAUUACUUAAUUGAAAUUUAUCUUUCACCUGAAACAACCUAGUGUUUGAGAAAUUUUGCCUUGCCAAGAAUAACUUGUAUAUCUUGACUCUGUGGUAGAUUUCAAGUUCAAUGUUAUUUAAUUACAUUUGGUUUUCUGUAAACCGUGUCACCUAUAAGCACAGUAAUAAAAGAUUUGUCAUGUGUUUGAAGAAUCUGCUAAUUGCUUUUCAUGAAGUUGCCUAUAGUCAGACAUACACAAAUAAUUUGAGUAUCAGAAUGAAACCUUCUUUCAAGUGCUAUUUGGGCAUUAUUAAUGUUCAUGACAAUAUUAAACCUGUAGGAUUUCAAGUAUUGCAAAAUGUCACCCAAGUAUUAAAAAUGUGUGUUGAUUUCAUAAAUUAUGUGCAUCUCCAUAUGCAUUAGUCUAUAAAAUCCCUGCUCUCAUUUAUUCACUAGGUAAAUAUUCAUUGAGCAGCCACCAAAAAGUGAAGAAAGCUAAGUUUGGGUUGUUCAUUCACUAAUUAAACAAGCAUCUGUAGAACUUUUACUAGCUGCUGGUACCUCCUCCUCAAGCUGGAGUUUGAGGUGAAGAAGACAUAGUCCCAAAGAGCCCUCAGCUUAUUCGGGGUGUUAGUAUCAAAAAGACUAACAUCUUAGUCUUUUGGAAUAUAAUAGGUUCCCACUACAUUCUGUCCUACUUCCUCUUUCCUUGCCUUCCUCUGGAGCCAGUCUCCAAAGUAACUAUCAUCACUAUCCCAUUCAAAUUUAUGGGCAAAAUGACAUGAUGUUUGGGAUUCGCUUUACAAUGUUCUAGAAAAAAACACAGGGAGCUAUGUGAAACAAGAUCGAUUUGAUAAGAUAUUGAUAAUUGUAAAUGCUAGCAUAGGUGCAUGUGAGGUAGGGAAAUUUCACCAGUAUCUCUAAAUGUUUGUGUUUGAAAAUGUACAUAAUGGAAAGUCUUAAAAAAAGACACUCAAGAGUACUAUGCCUAUGUCUUAUACUCUAUGGAUUUCAUUUGAAAUUAAAAUGAUGAUAAGCAUAAUGAGACCUAACAUUUACUGAGCAAGUCUUUUGUGAGCAGAGCUCCUUACCAAGCAUUCUGCAUGAAUUAUCUCAUUUAAUCAGCAAACUACCCCCAGGAUAUGGGAAGCAUCAUUAACUCCAUUUUGCAAAUAAAGAAACCAAGGCACAAGAAGGUUAGAUAAAAUGCCAAAAAUCACACAGCUAGUAAGUAUCCAGGGUGAGAUUCAAACCUAGGUUAUUCAGUGCAAAAAAUAAAACAAAGUAAUGAAA
Messenger RNA from Pongo pygmaeus (Bornean orangutan), 5087 nucleotides. RefSeq names its product protocadherin-8. Gene Ontology annotation, biological process: homophilic cell-cell adhesion. The record is from RefSeq and is a predicted model, not a curated record. Gene Ontology annotation, cellular component: plasma membrane. The coding region runs from base 205 to 3417 and encodes 1070 amino acids. The transcript has 3 exons. Gene Ontology annotation, molecular function: calcium ion binding. NCBI's taxonomy places the organism in Eukaryota, Metazoa, Chordata, Mammalia, Primates, Hominidae.